CUAGAUAUCUAGAGCAAUUCCCCUCCAACAUCCCACCCUCCUCCCCUUACCUCAUUUCUACUUCUACAACUAAAAACAAAUCAUUGGCAUACUGGCUAAUUGCAAAAUGACUCGAUCCGAGCCCUCCGAGAGAAAAAGCCACAAGCACCGCAAGAGCCAGCUCAAUGGCCACAGCGGCUCCAGCGACCUGAGCGAGGCCGAAACCGCGAGCCAGUCCAGCAGCAAGCGGGACUCUUCCAAGAAGCGCAAAGGCACCGACGACGAUGCCAGAGUUAACGGCCACCCUGCCAAAAAGACGCGCCGCCCCAGUCUAACCCAGCCGGCGCGCGACCCGCGCGACACAUUCACCACCAAACCGGCCAAGAAGAAGUCCAAAGCUAAGACGGAGGGAACAUUGACAAGGUCCCCGAGCCCGGUGAUUGACUUUGACGGCCUGAGUCGCCCGAGCCGUGGAACACGCGAGCGACUCGAAGAAUCCCCCGAGCAGGCCGCCAUCCGUCUCGAGAAGCUCCAGGGCGCCGUCCGUACGAUUCUCGAAUGCGUCGGCGAGGACCCCGACCGCCCGGGCGUGCUGGACACCCCGAGACGCUACGCCAAAGCCAUGCUCUUCCUGACCCGCGGCUAUCAGGAGAACGUCAAGGACAUUGUCAACAACGCCAUCUUCCAGGAGGGCCACAACGAGAUGGUCAUUGUCAAGGACAUUGAGGUCUUUAGCAUGUGCGAGCAUCAUCUCGUACCCUUCACCGGCAAGAUGCACAUUGCCUACAUCCCGAAGAACCAGGUCAUCGGCCUCUCGAAGCUGCCCCGCAUCGCCGAGAUGUUCAGCAGGCGGUUCCAGAUCCAGGAGCGCCUGACCAAAGAGGUGGCCUACGCCAUCAUGGAGAUCCUCCAGCCGCAGGGCGUGGCCGUCGUCAUGGAGUCCAGUCACCUGUGCAUGGUAAUGCGCGGCGUGCAGAAGACGGCGGCGAGCACAAUUACCAGCUGCGUGCUGGGUGCCUUUGAAAAGAAGGAGAAGACGCGCAACGAGUUCCUCAGCCUGGUGGGGUUGAAGAAAUAAAGAGAUACAUGCACUAUACCCACUGAGACCUGUCUCGCCCUUCGACAGCAGUGGGUGGUAUUCGUGCCAGAUUCCCUUUACCACUUAUUUUGCGGAUUUGAGGCGUUUCGGUUUAAACUGGGCAUGCAUCAUGACCAACUGGAGAGACCAUGUUUUCAACACUGGGUCAACAAGCGCGUUUGGCGGGGUUUUGGGAGGUAGAUUUUUCAUGAGAAGAGAGAGCUCAACGCUCGUUCAGGAUCUAAAAGAUUUUUCACAGCGCGAAUAAUACAAAAACAACCGACUGCACGUCGCAGGUCGGCCACCGCCAUGUCGGUCGUCUUCUGUCAUGGUGCGACAGACGGUCUCGGGAGUCGGGAGAGCGGUGAGGUCUCUCUUCUAGUCUGUCUCCCUGCAUUGUGGCUGGCUGCACUGCAUCGCGCGAUGGAGGCGCAGUAAAACAUGUCCAGUGAGCGACUGGGAAAGACACAGGAGCUAUGCCACGCACAGAGCAAAGCUCAUGCGGGGGACAGAAGAAAUAGAAACGAAAUCCAGGCAAGGAACUGGGGAGACGUUUCAGU
This is a messenger RNA of Colletotrichum destructivum, 1617 nucleotides long. RefSeq names its product Putative GTP cyclohydrolase I. The transcript has 3 exons. Gene Ontology annotation, biological process: tetrahydrobiopterin biosynthetic process; tetrahydrofolate biosynthetic process. Gene Ontology annotation, molecular function: zinc ion binding; GTP binding; GTP cyclohydrolase I activity. The record is from RefSeq and is a predicted model, not a curated record. NCBI's taxonomy places the organism in Eukaryota, Fungi, Ascomycota, Sordariomycetes, Glomerellales, Glomerellaceae. Gene Ontology annotation, cellular component: cytoplasm. The coding region runs from base 107 to 1057 and encodes 316 amino acids.